AAUUUUUGAGUUUCGUAUUGAUUGGAACAGGAGUCCACUGUUCAUUGACAGUUGUAGCUUGUCUGUUCGCCUUCGAUCCCGAAAGCGUCUUGCUUUACCCCAGCCUAAACCAAUCUGUUCAAGCCGAUCAAAUUAGUAGUAGCAAGAGUAAGAGUACAUAGUGUACUCUUGGUAGUAGUCAGUGCGAGGUUAGAAGUACGACUGCUGUUGUAUUUUGUAUUUGUGAACGAAGCUAUUUGCUCAUACGCGGAGUACAAUUAUUUGCAUUCGUCUCGAGUGGUGUAUCUCCACGCGCUUUACCAGUUAUCGAGGGAUGACAGAUCUGUAAAGUUGUGAAACAAUGGCUGCAGAUGUCACUGAGGACCUCCUGGCGUUAGUUGUGGAAGGAUGCCGCAUGCCGGUCCGCAUGACUGGGUCCGAUGAAUGGCCGCUGGCAGAAAUCAUCAGCAUCAAGGAUGGAAAGGAUAGCUUCUACGUCCAUUACAUUGACUACAACAAACGUCUCGAUGAGUGGGUGGCGCGAGAUCGCCUGAACUUGUGUAAGAUCCAGCCACCCGUCAAGAAAGAUGCCAAGAAAGGCGCCCGACCACCAUCACCCGAUGCAGCGUCACGGAAGAACCAGUCUGGGAGGAAACGAAAGACCCUGCAUGGUGCGGCAGCUGAGUCCCAGCAGGCCAAAGCUUCCAGACAGGCCUUGCUGUCAUCCUCAGUGCAUGCUUUGUCAGACUCGCUAGCUAGUAUGCCGGACGGUGCUGAUGAGGCCAUGAAGGAUGUCCCAAUGGAAACUGAAGAGCCAGCUGCGGAGGCCGCCGCGCCUCCCGCUCCCGUCCAGCAGCAGAACCUGCGCAAGGGCGGCUCGAUGGUCCAGAGCCACGACGACACGGUGACGCGAAUCAAGAACGUGCAGCUGGUGGAGCUGGGCGAGCACCGCAUCCAGCCGUGGUACUUCUCGCCGUACCCGCAGGAGUGGAUCAACCUGCCCUGCAUCUUCCUGUGCGAGUUCUGCCUCAGGUUUUGCAAGUGCCGCACCAGCCUGGUCCGCCACAGGGAGAAAUGUACGUUGUAUUAUCCGCCAGGGAACGAGAUCUACCGGAAGGAUGACAUAUCAUUCUUUGAAUGUGAUGGGCGAAAGUGUCGGCCAUAUGCGCAGAACCUGUGCCUGCUGGCGAAAUUGUUUCUAGACCACAAGACGCUGUACUACGACACGGACCCGUUUCUGUUCUACGUCAUGACGAAGUUUGAUGAGCAGGGGUACCAUCUUGUUGGCUACUUUUCGAAGGAGAAAGAGUCAAGCGAGGACUACAAUGUGGCGUGUAUUCUGACACUACCGCCGUACCAGCGGAAGGGCUACGGCAAGCUUCUCAUCGAGUUCAGCUAUGAGCUAUCCAAAUUUGAAGGCAAGACCGGUACACCGGAGAAACCUCUCUCUGAUCUCGGUCUUUUGAGCUACCGCAGCUACUGGUCUGAUGCGAUCCUGGAGAUUCUCACUGAGCAGCUGAAGCGCGGCAGUCCGAGUAAUCCACCGCUUUUGUGCAUCAACGAGGUAUGCGAGAUGACUAGUAUUCGUAAGGAUGAUGUGAUCUCCACGCUGCAGCACCUGAACCUCAUCCACUACUACAAAGGCCAAUACGUACUCUCGCUCAACAAGGACGUCAUUGACACUCACACGCGCUCCAUGUCCAAGCGGCGCGUGCGAAUCGACUCCAAGUGCCUGCACUGGACUCCCAAGGAUUGGUCAAAACGCGGCAAAUGGUAACCUGUUCUUGCUGCUUAUGUUUGUGAAUGUAAACAGCUUCUAGGAUUUUAAACUGAUAGGAAUUACGUUCGACACUUGUUUCAGUGUUGUCUGUUUUGCACGUUAUGCUCCUGCUGCCCCAGUCUUUUAAAUGUUGAAUUUUGUAAAUAGUUUCAUUGUAUCAAAGGGUUUUCAAACUGUACAUACGAUCACGUGUACAUAGGGAAGAAAUUGCACUAUUUGCAGCAAGGACUUUUGACACUUUGUCUAGGGAAGUAAUUGUCCGCAUGUUUUUUUGUGGUGUCUGACUUCCUAAUUCUGGCGACCGCAUGGUAUUUCACCAAACUGGUUCGAGUGUGUCCAGAUCAGUCAAUAGUUAUCAUGGCUCAAUGUGGCCACCUGUGCCAGCAUGUCACUCUCUUCUUUUAGUCUUGUUACCAUGUCUUCUACUCGGUGUUGUUAUUAUCAGUAUUACUCUUGUUCGCAGUAGAACUUAGAUUCCUUAUUCGUCUUUUUCUUUUCUUUUUUUUUCCAUUAUGGGUGAAUAGUUUGUUGAGGCAUAUUUCCGAUUCUAUGAGUAUAUUGCUUGAUUGCUUCUGUGCCCACAUUCA
This is a messenger RNA of Sycon ciliatum, 2346 nucleotides long. RefSeq names its product histone acetyltransferase KAT5-like. The transcript is spliced from 11 exons. NCBI's taxonomy places the organism in Eukaryota, Metazoa, Porifera, Calcarea, Leucosolenida, Sycettidae. Bases 341 to 1756 code for a protein of 471 amino acids. Gene Ontology annotation, molecular function: transcription coregulator activity; histone H4K16 acetyltransferase activity. The record is from RefSeq and is a predicted model, not a curated record. Gene Ontology annotation, cellular component: MSL complex; chromatin. Gene Ontology annotation, biological process: positive regulation of transcription by RNA polymerase II; negative regulation of DNA-templated transcription.